Molecule: messenger RNA, 1283 nt
Organism: Sesamum indicum (sesame)
Lineage: Eukaryota; Viridiplantae; Streptophyta; Magnoliopsida; Lamiales; Pedaliaceae
Product: NAP1-related protein 1
Biological process (GO): nucleosome assembly
Cellular component (GO): nucleus
Source: RefSeq, a predicted model, not a curated record
AGUCACCACAACCCUAAUUCCUUUUAUUUUUGUAUCUCCUCUGCCUUUUGCAUUGAACUCUCUCUCUCUCUCUUGAGGGUUUAUUUAGGGUUUAAGCAGAGGUGUCGCAAACAAUCGAAACCCACCCAAAUUUCUCUCUUUCCUCUACAGUUCUAGGGCUGGGACGAGAAAUGGGAGUAGACAAAGGGAAGAAGCAGAAAGUGGGAGAGGUGAAGGAAGAGAACGGCGGGACCGAGCACAUUGACAGAGAGCUCGUUCUCUCAAUCGAAAAGCUUCAGGAAAUUCAAGAUGAGCUUGAAAAGAUCAAUGAAGAAGCAAGUGAAAAAGUUUUGGAAGUGGAACAGAAGUACAAUAAGAUACGCAAGCCUGUCUAUGAUAAGCGAAAUGACAUCAUAAAAACCAUUCCUGACUUCUGGUUGACUGCGUUCAUGAGUCAUCCUGCUCUCAGUGAGCUUUUAACUGAAGAAGACCAAAAGAUUUUCAAGUAUUUAAGUAACCUGGAAGUGAAAGAUUGUGAAGAUGUCAAAUCUGGUUACUCCAUUGCAUUUCACUUCAAGCCCAAUCCUUAUUUUGAAGAUACUAGGCUCACAAAGACCUUUACCUUCCUCGAGGAGGGAACAACAAAAAUCACAGCAACAUCCAUAAAGUGGAAAGAAGGGAUGGGCAUUUCUAAUGGCGUAGCUGAAGAGAAGAAAGGAAACAAGCGAUCUCAUGCUGAGGAAAGCUUCUUUUCGUGGUUUAGUGACACCCAGCAUAGUGGUGAUAUUGAUGAGAUUCAGGAUGAGCAGGUUGCUGAAAUCAUCAAGGAUGAUUUGUGGCCAAAUCCUCUCACAUAUUUUAACAAUGAGGCUGAUGAAGAGGAAUUUGAAAUGGUGGAUGAGGAUGAUGAGGACAAAGAUAGUGAUGGAUCUGAAAAUGAUGAUGAUCAGGAUGACGAAGAUGAUGAUGGCGAAGAAGAUUAAACAAGUGAGGCUACAGAACUCUUUCAGAAAGUUAACUAUCAUGGUUUUUUCUCCACUAUCAACAGUGUCUGUAAACAGGUUAGAGGUUUCUGAGAGGAAUAGAGUUGAAAACUAUCGACUUUGUUUAAACCCUAGUCGUCUUGCUGAACUUUCGUACUGUCUGUCCCCCCUUAGAAGUCCUAUAUUAGUUUCCUGUUUUUCAUGGGGUUGUCGAAAUGGGAUGUCUCGUGUCGACUGAGACGCGUUUAGUCAAUAUUGCUAUGGCCAUUCAGAAUAUAGCUAACUUAUUAUCUUUUAGUGUAAAGCUGGUUUUGGGUCCUA